Messenger RNA from Staurois parvus, 343 nucleotides. The record is from the annotation of a GenBank genome assembly. NCBI's taxonomy places the organism in Eukaryota, Metazoa, Chordata, Amphibia, Anura, Ranidae.
CAUGCAUGCUGCUGCCAGGUCCAGAGUGUCUCAUGGGUCCCUGUACGGCCUCCCAUUGCUGCUGUCUCCAUCGCCACACUCUGCCAUGUGCCACUUUCAGGUCUCCUCACACUGCUGGUGGGUUCCAUUUUGUCAUAGGGUGCUGGCAGAUUACGGGCCUCCCAUUGCUGCUGCCAGGCCCGUAAUCUGCCAUGGGCCCCCGUACCGCCUCCUCAUGCUGCUGCCAGGUCCAGAGUGUCUCAUGGGUCCCUGUACGGCCUCCCAUUGCUGCUGUCUCCAUCGCCACACUCUGCCAUGUGCCACUUUCAGGUCUCCUCACACUGCUGGUGGGUUCCAUUUUGUC